AUGUAUUUAAGCGUAACAUUUGUACUUCUCAUUGCUGGAACAAGUCUGGUACAGGUUAAUGGUAAGUUUCCUGCAAGAAUCGUGCUAGAAUAUUUCUCACGGAAAUAAAUACUUGAUAUGAAACUGGACAUAACAGGGUUGAACUUCGUAGCGGUAGUUGAAACCCAAUUGAACGUCUUUAUAAAUUCGAAUAUAGGUCUUUAUGAUCUUUCAAAAGUCUUUGAAUUUAAACGAAAAAGGGAAGAAAAGGCUUUAACUUCUUUAAUAUUUGAUUUAUACGAUACCCUGGCUAAUAAAUUAGAUCGAUUGCCGAAAGAUUUUCCUAUAAUAUCGAAUUAAGAAAAGGCGCAUUUUACGAUUGACGGGUCUAUAUAUAUAUAAUUACUGGUGAAAAUGGCUCUUGCAAUCGAAAUUUUUCAACAGCUGAUUGCUCUCAAAGUUCUCCAAAGAAAAAGUCAUUGAAAGUCUUUAAAUUUUUUUACCUUUGUGACUACGAAUCUGCAUAACGUUUAGACGUUUUUGAAGGGGAUUAAAGAAACUUAGUGCUUAGCUCAGUAUAGGCUAAACAUUUCGUUGAUAAAAGAGAACAAUUUGGAUAAAACGGAUUUAAGUUCGUAAGGUGCAUGGAACGUUGUCAUGAAAGUUUGAUUUGUGGUCGUUCUAUAUGUGUAGCAGUUCUAUAUGUGUCAGUUGUGUAUAUAUAGCGUUCACUGGUUUCAAAAUGUAUUUCUGCUCUAGUGGAUUUGUCCUGGGAUUUGGCUACAUAUAUAUCGGAGAAGCCCUUGAUCUUCUUUUUGAGCAUUGCGCACUUAUAUAUACAAAAGUCAAGCUUGAAACCCUUAAUUUGUUAUUUUUAGUUUUCUUUUAAGUCAUAUCAACCUCCUGCGAUGCAUGUAGUUUUAUGAGAUUGCUAAUAUUUCUUAUUAACACAAACAGACGUACACUCAGUCAGCAUGAAGGGGCAUAUCAUUCUACCAAAUCACUCAAAUAUUAUAUGUCAUAUUGGAAUAUUUUAAACUUGAAAUUUUCAAGUUUGUGUAUGGAGUGUAUACGCAGAAGGGAUGCACAAACGGCCACACUACUCCUUUAUAAGUUUACUUCACAUGAUGGAAACCUAACCCAUUUUUGUGAGUUUGCUGUCUUUGUGUGCUCGUUUAGUUUUCCCCACUUCUUUCUCGCUUUUAAGGCCGCGUUUGCCAUCAACGUUCGCUUUGCCCGCGCGGGCGAAGCGUUCAUUGUUUUUGAAGCCCGUCACGCCCGCGUGAGCAGAUUUUCAAAGCCCGCUCCGCCCGCGCAGGCAAAGCGACUGCAAUGGAAAAUUGCCUAAAGUUACCCAUUCAAAUCUCGAUUCAAAGUCGCUUUUAGUUACCGAUUCAAAUGUCAUCAUGUAUAUAACGCUUAAUAAUGGAUUAAUGGUACUUAAUUAAUUGCGCGCUUAUAUUUUAGGUAACUGGUUAAGAGAACGGAAACGCAGCCUACCCAAUGAGGUCACCUUGAAUGGGGUUGUCAAGAAGUGUGGAAUAGAGCUGCAGGAAGCCGAGAAGUGCAGCUGCCGAGCCCUGAUUUGUGAUGGUCAGCAGGCAUGUGAACACGCAACAGGGAUUAUGGGCGGCUUCCGGUACGUGAUUAAUUGUAAGCUGACGAAACCCUGGGACCAAAUCGACACACAAGCUGCAACCUUUGGAGGGCCUGCGGACGAUUGUACCUGCAUGGGUAGAGCGAUACUCGCAUGACUAGACGCGUGGACUAAGUUCUAGUUUACGGUUUGACUCGUUUAUCUAAGUUAUAUAUCGACUGAGGAAUAUAAAUGAAAUAUAGCAAAUAUAUAAAAUUACAGAAACUGAGAUAAUAUAAUACGGAGAUACUCGAUGUAUAUUAAAUUAAUGAUGAAGAAAAUGUUAAUAAAAAUUCAAUAUUUAUUUCACCGUGAAUUUGUGGUUGCUUACAAUAUGAUUGGCAAAGGAGUAAAAUAUAAAGCAAAAGUUUAGGAUUUUCCUCGAAAGAACAUAUUAAACCCAGUCCCCAUUUUACUCAUUCAGAAUCUUCUAUAUGGGAUUUGGCAACAGUGGGUAGGUGACAGGAAUUCAGCCAAAAAUAUAUGGCUGGGAAUUUAUGAGAUUGAAAACUCUUUUACGACACUAAAAAACGUAUGGUGCAUGCAUUUUUAUCAAAUUCCUUAUAAAUGGCUGGAUAUUUUCUAAAGUUAACAAGAAGGGCCAAAAUCGCUUUAUUUAAUCCUGUGGUGAAAAUGACGUAAUCUCACAAUAAAAUUAUGACGUCAUAUGACGUCAUAUCCUUGACAGUCAAUUGCAUAUAAAUUUCUGACCGACAAUAAUUAAACUAUAUUAAUACAAGUCAAUAUUAUUCGUUUAUUCAUGGCUCAUGCAUUUUCUUAUUGACGUUUUAAAUCGUCUUACAUAGGCGAAAGUAAACAAUUUAAAGUGUUAAUAUUAUAAUAUAUAUACCUCCUACAUUUCAGUGUCAGUAAUACCUCCUAUUUUAUUAACUGUGGUAAUACGUACAGUAUAUCACUAUAUCUCAUGCACGUUUAUUGGACUGAUCGUUUUCAGCACACGCUCUACCCCCUACUGCCUGGUUCAUCUCGAAAAGGUAGAUUUCCUAAAAAGUAACCGCAUACCAUAACUUAAGUUUUCGGUUUACGGCCUUCCGUUCCGCAUAUAUUUAAUCAAGAGUUCAGCCAAUAUUGAAAUUGAACUGAAAUUCUUCAAACACUACAAUUGAAAUUUGAAAGUCUGAUGUGUGUCAGACAGUCGAAUUUUGCUCAACUCCCCAUGCUCAACUUGUGGUAGAUUAUACGAAGAUUAUCAAAUUUUAUACUGAUAAAUGUAACAGUUUAAACUAAUAGUGGUUUAUGCUGAAGAUAUCGUCAAAUAAUGGCUUUCCAUCAAGCGAAUUCCACUUGGAGCGAACAAACAAUUAUGAAUCAAUGUCUCGUAUCCUACAUCGUAGAAUCACCGUCUGAGACCUAUAUCAACAUCACGAUCGCUGCUUGUGUUAUAAACGCCAUCUUCCUCGUUCUCGGAUUCACUCUCAACUUCUUGGUGGUCGUGAUUUUUUCUUCCUGCCAACAACUUCGUUCUAAACUGACUUUCUUUCCAAUAUUGGUGCUAUGCUCUGUGGAUUUGGCGACAGUGGUGGUGGUUCAUUCGUUAUUUUUGUUACAAGCCGUUGCUGAAAUACGAGAAACUCCGAAAUGCUCGUACAAGGUCGCGUAUUUCUCAGUGCUGUAUAUUUUUCCCGGAAUGUCUGCGUCGACAUUGCUGCUGAUGAACAUCGAAAGAUACAUAUCUAUUGUUCGACCACUUUGGCACUUUCGUAACGACAGGAAGAAGCAAAAAUUCAUGUGUGCUUGUGUGCUUUGCUGGCUCUUAAUGGUGGCCAAUUUAGCGUGUCGGCUGUUUAAGCCGUCGUAUUCAAAAGCAUUUACCAUGGCUGGUGUUAGUAUUGCUUGUCUUAUAACGCUUUUUAUUUACGUAUCGAUAUUCUAUGUCGCACGAAAUCGACGGUGUUUAAGAGUCAACGAAGAAACGAACGCAAAUAUCGCACAAGAAACAAGCGGGAAUAGAACUAACUUUCUUCACGACUUAAAGAUAGCAAAAAUGUAUUUCCUAGUGGUGAUAUUAUCAUUUAUAUGUUACCUCCCAAUUGGUAUAGUGGUGUUUGCCACAAAGUACCCAUGGCGGGAAAACGAAGCUAGACGGACGCUCUUGGCACAAGUUUAUACUUGGGCUAAUACGUUUCUUUCCAUCAACUCCACUUUAAAUUGUCUGGUAUUUUUCUGGGCGAACGCAAGGUUUCGGCAAGAGGCAUGGAAGCUGUGGAAACGAGUUUUUACAUCAGAACAAUCAUCAAGCCCAUCAAGCAGCACUUGACGUGUCAGCUAUAUUAGGAGAUACUCGGAUAUAUACUUGCUGGAUAUUUAUGAGAAGAAAACUGCUAACAUCCUCAUACAGUUCUCUUCCAUUUUGACCAAAUUGCAACCAUAACCUUAAAACAUAAUUCAAGACCAAAUGUUGAAUGAUUCACGUACCACAUUACUAUCUCGAAAUGACGUGUCGAUUCAGUGGCGAAGCUGUAGCCAUGGCAACUGGUCAUGCUGUGCCAUUGAAUAUCAGUGUGCUAUGCUUAUAAAUCUGCAGCUAAAUGGUUAAAGACAAUACAUUUCUCAGUAAAGGUUUGAGUGGUGCAAAUCAUUAAAAAUUUGCAUAGCAUGACUUGUUGCUAUGGCUAGAUUGAGUAGAUUAGGGAACGAGGUCAGAGGUUAUAGCAAUAUGGCAUUUAUGAGAAAAAGAAAUGGUUAUAUAAUAUCAAGAGAACUGACCUAUCGGCCCCUAUGCUAUGUUUUGUUAUGCUAAAGUUAUAUGUAUAAUGAAUAUUUGCGCUAUAUUAAAAUGAACUAAUCCAUAUCACUAGUCGCUAAAUAUGAGGGGGACUUUCCAAAUUACUAGACAGGUUAAACUACGAUGCACUGUCAAAACAAAUCGGUUAAAACAACCAAGACAAGUCUGAGAUAACCAAUUUCUUGGUUGUUUUAACCAAUUUGUUUUUACAGAGUGGUUCCGAUUUACGGACAGCAUCAUUUUGGUCAGUAAUUUUCACCAUAUGUGCAAACUUUUUUUGUCUUCUCACAGUCCACUGAGAAAGAACGUGUACGGUAAUAAUUACAAGAACAUAUAGACAUCAAUGAAAAUUGCUAAACAAAAUGACAUAUCGUAUUAACCUCUAUCAACAUAAACCAAUCUUAUAGAUUUAUAUAUAGGAUUAGGAUAAAUCUCGUUUCCAGAGCUUUCUUCAAAGAAAGCUCUGGGAACGAGGUUGGAUCAGAAUUAAGAUUAGUGUUGGGAUUGGAUUAGAUUUAGUUUGAAUUGCGGUUCGUAAUUUCGUAUUACCAUCCUGCCUCGCGCAUUACGUCAUAGUAAUUCUAAUAUUACGUGUACCGGCCCACCGGCUUACUAAUUCUAAGCCGGCCAUGCAUAGGCAUGGUAAAUAUAUGCCUAUGCCAUUUUUUUAUGUUAUUGAGACCUUGGCACUUUUGCUAUAUGGCAUUUGCCUUUCCAUAAUUAUGCCCUGUGCCAUUUAUUGAGACCUUUAAUUUAGAAAUAUAUUAAUCAUAAAGACACUUAAGCUUAGCAUGACUUGUUGCUAUGGCUACUCAGUUCUAGUUCAACUCUUACUGAAACUUAAUUAUGCAGUUGAAUUGAUCUGCUGCAAAGGAUCUGCUGUUUAAUUUUUCCCGUAACGCGGUUGGUCAUUGUUUCCUAUUUUUUAGUAUACAGGGUGUAUAAAAAAAUGUACCCCCUUUCAAAUUCAAAUUUACUGACAAAGAAAUAAGCGAAAUUAAAAUAAAUUCAGUCUCAAAAAACACAAAACUCAAAAGCUUGCCAAAAAUACUAAAACAAUUAUUCGCCUCAGGCUCGGCAGGAUAUGAUGGUCUGCAUGGAAACUGAACAGAAGUCUUGUGUUAUGUUUCUGUAUAAGUUUAUGUUAUUUGUGCAGUCAUGGUGAUUGAGUUAUGCUGUUACUUUAUUGAUGAUUUGCAUUAAAAAAAUUACACGUUUUGGUAACACCUGCAUGCUCGCCUGCGCAUUAUUUUUAUUGCUUGUCGACAACGUCUACACGUGCUCCUUGUAUUUAAGACUUGAGUUGUAAAAUUCACGUAUACUAUCUUCAGUAGUACUGUAAUACUAUAGAAAAGUGUAUAUAGCUACCUAAAAAGUCGUCCAGAAAAAUGUUGAUUUUUCUGCCUUAUUUCUUUGUAUUUAAGUUACAAAAUUCACGUCCGAUAGUUUCAGUUUGCUCGUGCACAAAUUAACAUAAACUCAGACAAAACAACACAAUAUUUAGUUCCCAGACCAUCUGCUCUUAGUCAACUAGUAGAACGAGUAAUUUUUCAUGUAUUAUUAUAAAAAUAACACUGAUUGUUUUCUAGAUUCCAAAACUUAUUCCCUUUCAUUUAUAUAGAGUGAUUCCAGAAAAGAGAUAUCUGCCCUGCCCUCAAGGAGAAAAUGUCUGCCGUCCGGAGGGGGAGGGGAGAAAAAUUGAAUUGCUUUUGAAGGGAGGGAGGGGGUAACUUCCCAUUUCCUCUGUGGGGGUAUAGAUGUUUUCUGGAAUUACCCAUUUGUACACUGUUUCAUUAUGUCGACCCUUACUAAAAUGCCAACUGUGAAAAAUAAAUAUAGAAUGAAAACGCAUGCCUCAACGCUGCGAGAAAUACAAAACAUAACCAGAUGCCGACACGUUAAGAGCACUCCAGAUAAUAAAUGCAAAAACGUCAAUAUAUACAUCAUCUCCAUAGCUUAGUCUCAUAGUCCUUAUCCCGGCACCUGUUAACCCACCAAUAAGAAGCCACGGUUUUUUCCAACAAAUAAACAAACAAUGAACAUUAGGCACACACAUCAUUUGCCCCAUGUUGCAUGUAUGCAUGGGAGUCUGAACAGUGCCAGUGUCUGCGAGGAAAAGUUUCACAAUUAUAAAUAUUCCUCGAAAGAAACUUGGAUUGACAGCUAGGUGGAGAGUAUUCGUCUCAAGAAAAGCAACGUACUGAAAAUAUUUGAAGUAAUAGCAACGAGAAACCAGCUAUUAGCAAAUAUUGGUGUUAAUACGAUCACGUAUAUACUAUACACAAGUGAAAAAUGACGCGUAAGUUCUUAAUAACAUAUAUUUUUUUGUACUUUUCUCUUUUUGAUUGUACUAUCAUCUCUAUUGCUGCAUGCUUUAUGAAAAAAGAAAUUGAUUUGAAGCUUUUUCUGUGUGUAAAUGUAGAAAAAUGGAGGCAUAAUAGUAUUCACUGUAUGAACAAUACGUAUAGGAAGAAAUUAAUCAUCAUAGGCGUACAAGCGCGGGAAAGAAUUAGGGGGCCACAUAAAAAUUUGUCCGACAUUGAUGAAAAUUGCCCGAUAUUAUAAUGAGUUUAUUGAUAGAUGAAUAGAAGGUAAAUAUAGAAGGGGCAUGCACAUCUUCCAUACAGACGCGCGGACAUAAAGUGAAUCUUAAAUUAAAACGAUAAAUAAAAAUAUAGAAGCGUUUACGAGUGUUCCUUGAAUUUCAUUCUUUAAGAUAUGUCGAAAUCUCCUCACUCUACGGAGUGCAAUUUGAAUUUAAUGAGAAAAAAAUCAAUUUGUCAUUGAGUUUCUCUGACUAAACAUCUCAACAUUAAUAUCAUGACAAAAUUUUUUAGGAAGUAUAUCUGCCUGACUAAACACUAAAUGCAUCGAGGAGGGGGCUGCAGCCUCCCACCCUCCACCACUCCCUCUGUCUCAUACGAAAGCACAUUAACAGCUCGGUAAAGUAAAGAACAGCUGGCAGUGAAGUUGCGACAUGAAGGUAUUAGUUCUCCAUGCAAACAUAAGGCUGAGCAAUUUAAAAUGAUCGUUCAGCUAGCUUUGUCUUCGUAUAUAUAUCUUGGUUUUCCAUUUUAAAAACAAAAAAUCGCACAACAAAAGUUCACCUCAAAACCACAACGAAUUUCGAUCAAAACCGAAAAUCGCAACUUAGUCGGUUUGUCACGUAUUCUUCUUAAAUAACAUUAAGUAUAUGCAGUCUGUGCUACGGAUCUUACAGGCCUAUUAAGUACGAGCCUGUUUCAAAACUUCCUUGACAGCAGAGUCUUAUAUAUAGCGCUCAGUUUGGUCCCAUGAUUGAGACAGGUAUAAUUAUACCUGAAGUAGGGUUAUAUACUUUUUCCGCCGCAUGCACUUCAACGUUGAAAGUGUCACUUUCGUCCCUGUCUGGCAGCAGAAAAAAAACACUGGAAAAAACUCAAUUCUGAAAUUCAUACUAUGGAAUUUGUGAUUGCUUCACUAAAUCCAUAGUAUAUCCAUACUAUUUCUAUACCGCAUCCAAAGUAUAUGGAAAUUGCAAUCAGUAUGAAAAUUGGAUUUCCAUAUUAUUUUCAACUAAGAUCCGUGCUAUUUUCAUGGUAAGGAUUUUGAAAAAGUUCCAGUGAAAAUGGCCGGAUAACUGAAGACAUCUUUGACCAGUGGUCAGGCUCCACCCAAUUGUUUAGUCAUGCAAUUGGGACUUCGCACAGCUAAAGGGUUCUGCAUGAGGGGCUUGUUACGCUGGGAAGUUUUAUAGGCUUUUCACGGGAUCCUCAAUUAUGGUAAUGAUGACUGCAUGGCAUGGUUUGCGUGUUUCUAUACUACAUGUCUGUUAAUUUCAAAACUUCAGAAAAUAAGACUUCUACUGAUCCAGACAAGGAAAAAUAUCUCCAUAUUUAUAAACAAGCUGUUGCCUUGUUGGAAAGCCGAUCGCUUCUAGGAGUAAGCUAGCCGGCCUUUGAACAACCGGCCCAAAGACAUUAGUUCUCCAAACAUAAGCUGAGUAAUUUAAACUAUUUUUCACUUUGUCUUCGUACAAACCUGCAUGCAUGCGCGAGGCUGGAGCGCUAACCCUGUAUGGGAAUUAGCUUGCCCGUUUGUGUAUUUCUGUACCUAUUUCUGCACAGUUUAUUUCACUGAAAACUUUAGCAAAAGCUGUCGAUCUGGACAAGAUUUUAUAAUAAGAAAAAUAUUUCCUUGUUUACAAACAUGCUGGUGGGAUGAUUGCUUUCAAGGUUUUGUUAACUUAAUAUUGGACCUGCAACCGGCUUUCGGACAGGUGGUCCAUGCUUCAUUAACUAUAUAGGAACGCUAGUAUAUGCAAGCAUAAGAAAAAGUCUGGCACGGCAAACCAAAAGCAACGAAAUGCAGUGCGAAGUCUGGGAUUUUCCGUGAGGGGCGUGUAAAUGAGUGAACAUUUACAACACAUACAACACCGCAAAUCGCAAAAAAUUUCGAUCACAACUGAAAACUACAACAGAUAACCAAACCAUGUUCAAGUCCUGAUACCACGACAGCGAAAUUCUUCGCAAGAAAUCGUUUUUGUGAAAUAUGGAUGAUUGCAAUUCUAUUGGAUUUUCCCACUUUUUUCGCAGCCAGAGUAGGACUGACGACUUUUUAUCUUUACUGUACUCCAUGCGAUAAUUCAUUUCGCGCGAAAUUUCUCGAAUGCGGUAAGACGCCAAACCCGAAACAGAAAAACUAAAAAUUGGCGAAAUCCGCAAAACCUAAAAUCCCAACUCUCCCUUGAUCCUUAAAAAAUAACGUUUUCCCUCUGUUUAAAUUCACUAGCCAGCCCAUCGCCAAAUACCACAAAUACCACAACAAGUAACCCGCGUCCAUACGAAAACGUCACUAUUCCAAUAUGGGGAUUCAAUUCCAGCUGUGAUUGGUUUACUGCAGUCAGAGUGGAUUUAACCAUAUCUUCCAUUGCAGUAUUCUACAAUUUCAUCAUAACCAUACUUCCGUUGUGUGCAUCCCGUAUGUACUGUAUGCAGGGAGCGGUGAUAAGUACCUACACAUGGGCUGCAUUCCUUGUUAGCCUCUACAGCGUCUUCUUUGACUCACGCCUACUGGGAAGCGGCAAGCAACAGUUGGAACACGAGGGAUAUAUAGGUUAUUUUCUUAUAUUGUUCCUAUGUUACCACUGUAUAUUCCAUAUGCACCUUCUCUCCUGGAAUCAGCAUCAUUCUGUGACACGUUUCAACGUCCAUCGCAGGUUAGUUCGUAGCUAAAUGAAAAUUUUAAAUAUGAAUUUUACACUAUACGUUCAUGAUAUUUUUGUGUGUGUUUUGAUGUGAUGUACUCAGGUGAAUAUAAUGUUUUUUUAUGUUACUCUGAGUGUGUAUCCACACCACAGGCUGAAAUAAAAGUUUGCCUGACCACGGUGGGAAUCGAACCGGCGACCUUUGGAAUAUUAGUCCAAAGCUCUGCCAACUGAGCUACAAGUCAAGUCUGUUCGAGCGUUUGGUAUUUCGGAACUAAGUCUAGUUCCUUCGAUAUACCAAUGUGUUCUAUGAUCAUGAUAUUUAUCACACUAUAUUUCAGAAACUGCGCUGCACGUUCCAGUAAAAUUUUUCACAACUGCUCCCGGUUAGGUGAUAACAAUCUUUAUUCAGGAGGCAUUCUCACAGAAGUGAUUUUCAGUCCAAUCAUGGAUAAUAAAAUAAAUGGAUAGGACUCUAGCUGACGUCACAGUCUAAACCUAGUUGCAAUCUGUGACGUCACACGUAUUGCAAUUAAGUUCUCGGCAUUUUUGUUGUUUCGCUAUACUUUCCGCUUUAAAAGAGUAAAUAUUGAAGCAUAAACUGAUCUAAUUGUUUUAAAAACAUGCCUAAGCCACGACAAAGUAUUCAAGGUAAAUGUUUUUCGUCUUUGUUUUGCAUUUUUUUUACAUUUGUAGUUACGAAAUUGGCGUCCCCAAUUUUAACGAAAUUUGGGAUGCAUUUUUCACUGUUUUAAUAUAGUGCUUGAAAUAUUUGCUAAAAUUCGGACUGGGAAUACUUAGAUAUUUCAUCGUAGAAUGGCGUAGUUAUAUUCAUUUGCUCGUUGACUAAAAUGUUUAGCUGUAUUAUUGCUAAACAUGCCGUUUUUGAGAAUUUGGUUUGCAACUAGGUUUCAACAUCCAAUCACGCCAUCAGCCCAUUGAAAACAUUAGGUCACGUCAGCUAGUUUCCUAUCCCAUUUAUUUUAUUAUCCAUGCUCCAAUAAAUGUAUAAAAAUUCCACUCGAAAUUCCCACCUAGAAAUCCCUUAGGGGCCAUUCACAAAGGAUGUCCGGCCAAAUGAUGGAUUUUCAGACCCCCCCCUCCCCCUUUGUCCGGCAUUGUCCGAAUUAGUGACCCCUCCCCCCGGACAUCAGCCAUGCCUCGCAAAAACUCACGCAACGUUGUAUAUGUCAAGAGUAAAAAACUUUUUUUACUUUUAGAACUUUUUUAUAACUAUAAAUAAAUGUGAAUACAAAAAGAUAUAAAUUACUAAUUAAAAUAAAAUCUAGUAUUAACCGCAUAGUCAAAAUGCCAAUUUCACAAUGGGAAGGAGCUCGAAAGCUCAAAAUAGAGGAAAAAGAAAUUUGUUUUUGAAUUUUUCAAAAUUUCGGACAUCCGGAUUGCUAAAAACCCCCCUCCCCCCUAUGUCCGAGUUUGUCCUGAUUUUCCAACCCCCCGGCUCGGACAUCCUUUGUGAAUGGCCCCUUAGCGAUUAGUUAUACCGACUGAGACGCCCAAAAUCUUGAUGUUUACCUUAAAACUGAACUUAAGCUACGUACACCAUUAUAUCUGCUAGAUUUAUAACGCGUUCCAAACUGAUCGAAGUUGAAUUUGUGGUCUGGGUAAUUGCCACCGUGUUUGCCCUUUUGGAAGUAUUCUUUAUCUACAGAACACGAAAGUAUCCUGAUCAGGAUCACGCGGCCUACUUUCAUCUCAUUGUCAUUCUUAUCUGCUGGAUGUUCUUCUGGCUUGGACCACUACUAUUGAUGUUGUCCUGGAAUGGUAUGGUGUUCAGUUUCUUACUCCAGGUUAUACACAAUGGUACUGUAACGAAGACACCACCUCAGGUAAGAACGAUUCCAUCAACUUAAACAGCACUGGUAAUGUCGUGGUCACCACAUUUGCCUUUCAAGAUUAACAUUUAAAUUUAUUGUAUUCGCACAUUUACAUACUGCACACAAAUACAGAACUACUACAAAUACAUAGAAUAUUACAGAAUGGGAGACCCGGGUUCAAUCCUUGGUCGGACAUCUGCUGAAGAUCUUAAAUAACUCGGAGGAAAAAAGAGCUACAUUAACAUCAAUAAAUGGUUAGACUUUCGUGUCUUCUCGGAUAAGGACGUUAAAUCGUAGGCACCUCCUAUCAAUUAGGCAAUAGCCUUUUAGAAAAUCUAAACUAAAACUAGACUAAACUAACUUUACUUGUACAGAGUACUGAAUUGUAUAAUUUCUAAACUGUUCUCAAAAAAGGUCAUGGAAGACCUUUUGCAUGAGUUUGCAUAAGAAAUCUAUUGAAGAUCCAGAGGGCGGAAUAUUUUCAUUGAUUUGAAAAUCAACCGUUUUCCAUCGUGCCAAGUCUUACUUUCCUCUUGUCUUAAAAACCCAACUUAAUUAAAACUAUAUACAGCUCUGCCAGUUCCAAAUAUAUUGUUCUCGUUAAUUAGAGGUCCAGUAACAGUCAUCGCUUAUAGUGGCCCAGUGUUAUUACAGGAGAAUACUUAAAUCAAACUUGCUUUAUCAUGAUACUGCUCUAACUGUUGUAUAAAUGUGCGGUAUGUGGUAAAGUGAAAUUAGUAUCAGAGAAUAAGCGAUUGCAGAAAGCAUGCUCGCAGAGAUGAGACACAUGCACUGCUGUGUCACCAACGGACUUAUGCCUCUGCAGACCCGAUGCCAUUUAUACGCUAUUUCAUAUUUGACUUUAUUAUAUAGCAUUUGUAAAUUCUGAACGCUGAUUGGCUAAGAGCCGUGUUGAUAUAACUCAAUGUCAACACGGAAAGUCGGAAACGUCGGAAAAUUUCUUUCUCAGUAUAUUUCUUUGUGCUAUAUUAUAAAACAAAUAUAAAACAUUUUUUCCGUAUUGAUAUAUAGUUAUAUCAACACUCGUGGAAAUUGGGAGAAAACUCGAAAUUGUGUGAAAACACUCCGCCCUUCGGGUGUCGUGUUUCCACACAAUUUCUCGUUUUCCCAAUUCCCACUCGUGUUGAUAUAAUAUGUAUAUCAACACGGAAAAUGUUUUAUAUUUGUUAAGUAUAGAACAGGUUCUUUCUAUCGAAGAGGGUCCCCCAGGGAUUUCUAGAGAACAAAGGAUAUCCUUGAGGAAAAAGGGAACAUUGGUGAAAUCUUUGUGGGGGUCAAGGGAGAAAUGUUCAAGGACUCACGGAAACACAGAUCCUCACUGGGUGAACCUCAUCGAAGUUGCUUUACUGAAAUGACUAAGACGUGAAUAAUUAACAAUUCCUAAUGUCGUUUAGCCUCCACUCGGAGGUGGAAAGUGCUUUUCAAGUAAUUUGAUUGGUUCCUCAGUUCAGGAUAUUCUUGCACAAUUCACUUCCGGACAAAAACAAAAUGGCUUCCUGUUUCGUCCCGGUUACGGACGAGCAAAUUUUUGUACUAAACGAAGCUGGCGUUUAAUUCGCCACAAAGUUUUGUUUUAACAGUGUAUAGAGGUAUUCUUUGAAGCUAUUUCUAAUGAAUAAAUUUACUAAAAGCGUGUAAAUAUACUGUUUUGUUUACAACCUCGUUUAAACCCAUUCAUAUGGGAGCUGAAAUACAAAUUUCUGUUUUCUGGUCGUUUUUGUUUUGUUGUGGUAUAUGCUGGAACAAUUAUUCACCUCAUUGUCGGUGAAUAGUCAUGCAAGGAUUGUUAAAGCCCUGGGCAAACUAGGAAACAUUGUUGCGAAACAUUGUUUCCUGCCAAUGUUUCGCCAUGUUUCCCAGAGUGGGCAAACACUAGGAAACAUUAGUGAGAAACAUAGGGAAACUUCUGUUUCUGAAUUUGCUAGGAAACAUUUUUGCUUCUCGGGAAGCAAAUUUUGUUUCCGCAACAAUGUUUCCAUGAGUGGGCAAACAGGGAAACAUUUGAGGAAACAUCACGAAUCACAAAUGUUUCCGCAACAAUGUUUCCUAGUUUGCCAGGGCUUAACUGUUGCUGCGAAAACUUUCUAGCAUCAACAGAUGGAUCAUGUUCUCUUUGUUUCCUCUUUGCGUUGUCGUACUUCCUGAAUCUUAAUCUCGAUUUAUUAGAGCCCUGAAAGAGAUCAUCCCGAGGUCUUUGGUGCAGACAAAGAAGAUGAAAUAUACGAAGAUCCACCCGAGUAUGCAACCCUUCCAGAUGAUGUCACCUUCCAAAUUACUAACAGCUUUGCAAAUAUCGCCAUGGUGACCACGUUUGCCACCAUAAUGAUACUGUGGUUCAGCUACCAUAUUCUGGCGAUAUUCCGCGUUAGCGAAGCUUUGAAAGAUUAUCACUUCUACGAAAUUAUCUACAACCGAUGCGAGCUUUACAUCUCUCUCUACGCUAUGGCCAAGCUCGUGCUUUUGCUAAACCCGUUUUGGUGCUUCUAUUACAGGAAGGAAAUUUACAACAUGUGUCGCGUUAGAAGACACGGUAUAACCCAUGAAUAAAGUCCAUGUUACACGAGGCAAUUUUUGCUACAACUUGCAACGCGAGUUCAGUUACAGAGUCAUGUUAUCUAAAAAGCAGUCCUAUAGCACAGACUAAUGUAAGCAUGAUCCGCAUUCCACUCUGCCAACACUAUCUUUUCGCAACGUACUCGUGGGAUGAAAAAAAGGGUUGAAAAAUGCAGGCAGAGUAGACUGUAGGCCAUGCUCACAAUCGGUCUAUCAUGAUGUCUCUAUAUGUUAGAAACUGCUCUGUACGCGGUUGCGCAAAGUGCCUCGUGUAACAUGGCGUUAAAACUGAACUUAAGUUACGUUUACCAGGAGACAAGAUGA
Molecule: messenger RNA, 14279 nt
Organism: Paramuricea clavata
Lineage: Eukaryota; Metazoa; Cnidaria; Anthozoa; Malacalcyonacea; Plexauridae
Source: the annotation of a GenBank genome assembly